Venustampulla echinocandica is the source of this 2148-nucleotide messenger RNA. RefSeq lists its product as uncharacterized. Bases 1 to 2148 code for a protein of 715 amino acids. The record is from RefSeq and is a predicted model, not a curated record. Lineage: Eukaryota; Fungi; Ascomycota; Leotiomycetes; Helotiales; Pleuroascaceae. Gene Ontology annotation, molecular function: snoRNA binding. The transcript has 2 exons. Gene Ontology annotation, cellular component: small-subunit processome; box C/D methylation guide snoRNP complex.
AUGGGCCUCUUCGUUCUCACAGAGACCAGCGCCGGCUUUGCGCUCUUCAAAGCUGACAAGAAGGCACUGAAAAAGGGUGGCCUCACGGCGGAAGUCGAGACUGCAGAAGGCAUCAAUGGACUCCUGAAAUUGAAGCAGUUCCAGAAGUUUGAUUCUGCUGCUACAGCUUUGGAGGAGGUCGCUACGCUGGUGGAGGGGAAAGUGUCUCCCAUGCUAGCUAAGCUUUUGGACAGCCUCAAAGAUGAGAAAAAGGCAUCUUUGGCUGUGGCCGACCCAAAGCUAGGCCAAGCCAUCAAUAAGCUUCCAGGUCUUACCCUCACGCCAAUCUCCGACUCCACCACGAAUGAUAUUUAUCGUGCAAUUCGCGAUCAUCUCCCGUCGCUCAUCCCAGGUCUCCUACCCGAAAAUAUCUCCACCAUGUCUCUGGGUCUCUCGCAUUCACUGUCCCGCCACAAGCUGAAAUUCUCACCGGACAAGGUGGAUACCAUGAUUGUUCAGGCUAUUUCUCUGCUCGACGACCUAGAUAAGGAGCUGAAUACCUAUGCUAUGCGAGUCAAGGAAUGGUACGGCUGGCAUUUCCCUGAGAUGGGCCGUAUUGUCAAUGAUAACUUAGCAUACGCUCGCGUCAUUCUAAAGGCUGGUAUGCGCACAAAUGCUUCCAACACUGAUCUUACGGAUAUCUUGCCUGAAGAGAUCGAGACUGCUGUGAAGGCUGCUGCCGAAGUCAGCAUGGGCACCGAAAUCACUGAGAUAGACCUGGAGAACAUCAAGCUCCUUGCUGAACAGGUCGUUGGAUUCACUGAAUAUCGCCAGCAACUGUCGAGCUACCUGAACGCUCGUAUGCAAGCAAUUGCGCCAAAUCUGACAGAGCUAGUUGGUGAGCUUGUCGGAGCGAGACUUAUUGCUCACUCCGGAUCUCUCAUGAACCUUGCCAAGAGCCCUGCCAGUACGAUCCAGAUCCUUGGUGCAGAGAAGGCUCUCUUCAGAGCACUGAAAACAAAGCAUGAUACACCCAAAUAUGGUUUGAUCUACCAUGCAUCACUUGUUGGGCAGGCUACUGGAAAGAACAAGGGUAAGAUUGCUCGUAUGUUGGCCGCAAAAGCUGCAAUUGCUCUUCGUGUCGAUGCUCUUUCGGACUGGAGUGCUCAGGGUGAAGGGAAGGGUGAUGACGUGGAUGACGAGGAGAGGUCAAGACUAGGUGUCACGUCUCGUUCCAAGUUAGAACGCCAUCUUCGACUGUUGGAAGGCAAGCCAAUCCUUCCCAGAGGUGUUGCAAUCGGACCUAAUGGCAAGCCGGCGGUAACCCCUGGUAAGUGGGAAGUUAAGGAGGCGCGGAAAUAUAACCCCGAUGCCGAUGGACUGGCUGGCGAUGAGCCUGCCGCAGUUGUUGCCGCCUCUGAGAAGAAGGCAAAGAAGGAUAAAAAGUCCAAGGAUGAGACAAAACCAAAGGCCAAGGAAGCUAAGAAGUUGAUUGAAGAGGUCUCGGAUGACGAGUCAGAGUCAGAUGAAGAAUCGGACGAAGACUCGGAUGAGGAGAUGGCUGAUGUCGAUGCUAGCCCAUCCAAUGGGACCAAGGCUACCAAUGGAGAUGAUAUGUCAGACACUCUUUCCACUGUCUCCUCAGAUACUCCCGAGGCCCCGGCCUCACCAGAGGCUAAUUGGCAAUCUUCUAUAACCGGCAAUACGAUAGAGGCGAAGAAGGCACGGAAGAAGGAGCGUCAUGAACGAAACUUAGCGAUGGCUGACGAGAAGUCCAAGAAGAGGAAGGAGCGAAAGGAGGAGGCUGCCAAACGAGCUGAGCGUGAAGAGCGAAGACAGAAGAAAGCGGAGCAAGAGGCACGAAGAGCAGCUAGAGAAACCGGAAGUUCGUCGCCAGAAUCUGCCGAGGACCCAGAUGUGAAGCUUGCAGCGCUCACAGGUCUCAGCCUCGAGAAGUAUAAGAAGAAAUUCGCAAACGGGCAGAUCAGCAUUACUGCGGAGGGUACCCCUGUCGUCAUUAGCAAGAAGGACCUCAAGAAACAGUUGAAGAAGGAGAAGAAGGCAGGAAAGGAGGACAAGGCUGACAAGGCCAGUACCAAGAAGAGGAAGUUGGAUGGUGAUGAUGUCGAGAAAUCGGAGAAGAAGAAAAAGAAGAAGAGCAAGGAUUGA